This is a messenger RNA of Pipistrellus kuhlii (Kuhl's pipistrelle), 1368 nucleotides long. It is a transcript of the gene KCNMB4, whose product is annotated as potassium calcium-activated channel subfamily M regulatory beta subunit 4. Gene Ontology annotation, molecular function: potassium channel regulator activity; calcium-activated potassium channel activity. Bases 251 to 1015 code for a protein of 254 amino acids. NCBI's taxonomy places the organism in Eukaryota, Metazoa, Chordata, Mammalia, Chiroptera, Vespertilionidae. Gene Ontology annotation, cellular component: voltage-gated potassium channel complex; membrane. Gene Ontology annotation, biological process: detection of calcium ion; potassium ion transport. The transcript has 4 exons. The record is from RefSeq and is a predicted model, not a curated record.
GGGGCGCUGGAGGCCCGGGCGGCCGGGGCGCUCCUCGCGCCCGCGGGUGCGGGGCCCGGCGGCUGUGAGCGCGGCGGCGGCGGCCGGGCUGGGAGCGGGGGCGCCGCCGGCCUCGGCGCCUUUGUUCUCGCGCUGCCUCCCGCCGCCCACUCCCCGGCUGUCGCGGCGGCGGCGGCUCCUCCCGCCCGGGCCGUGGGCGGAGGGAGGGGGCGGGCGGGGGGAGCGCGCCGGCCGGCGGGCGCGGGGGGCGAUGGCGAAGCUCCGGGUGGCUUACGAGUACACGGAAGCCGAGGACAAGAGCAUCCGGCUCGGCUUGUUCCUCAUCAUCUCGGGCGUCGUGUCGCUCUUCAUCUUCGGCUUCUGCUGGCUCAGCCCCGCGCUGCAAGACCUGCAAGCCACGGCGGCCAACUGCACGGUGCUGUCGGUGCAGCAGCUGGGCGAGCUGUUCGAGUGCACCUUCACCUGUGGCGCCGACUGCAGGGGCACCGCGCAGUACCCCUGCGUGCAGGUCUACGUGAACAACUCCGAGUCCAACGCCCGCGCGCUGCUGCACAGCGACGAGCACCAGCUCCUGGCCAACCCCAAGUGCUCCUAUAUCCCUCCCUGUAAGAGAGAAAAUCAGAAGAACUUGGAAAGUGUCAUGAAUUGGCAACAGUACUGGAAAGAUGAGAUUGGUUCCCAGCCAUUCACUUGCUAUUUUAAUCAAUUUCAAAGCACUCGCCUCAGUUUCAUCUUGGAUAAAAUGGGGCCAGGACUAGCCGCUAACGGAGAGUGGAUUGUGGAGUUGCUAUUCUCACAGCCUCUCGAAUCUGGGAAGAAUCUUCCAGUCAUUCACUCCAACCCGAAACCAGACGACGUGCUCCUGCAUCGCACACAUGAUGAGAUUGUCCUCCUGCAUUGCUUCCUCUGGCCCCUGGUGACAUUUGUGGUGGGCGUUCUCAUUGUGGCCCUGACCAUCUGUGCCAAGAGCCUGGCCGUGAAGGCAGAAGCCUUGAAGAAGCGCAAGUUCUCUUAGAGGGGAGCAGACGCGUGGAAAGCAAAGCACAGAAGCUGCACCCAUUGGCUCACAUCUGCCUGCAGAGCCUGUUUCCGGCGCAGGAGAUGGAAGGGGCUGUGAGAGGUCUCUGAGAGGCUCCUCCCUUGAUGCAGCAGCAACAGGCACAACUGGAAGACCUAGAACCUCAUAGAUAACGUUCUGUGUGUUGUAGCCAUGGCUAAAGGGUCCAGCUCUUAGCUGUAUGGAGUACAUUUCAGAAAAUCUGAUAAAAUGUUAAUUUUUUUGAAAGUCACAGUGUAUAAUUGUACAGUGUAGUAUACAAAUUAUUAUGAUUUAUGGUAUUUAAAAAUAUUAAACUAGAGUGGUCUGUG